GCUAACCCGUCUAACUGAAUUGCCACAACGGCCUAGAAUAAACCGUAUGGUCAGGCACCAUUGCCCGCGUGUCGACUGUUGAAGAGUAAUCAAUAAACAGGUCGGGCCGACCUAGCCAGCCAGACCUCGGCAAUUCGUCGUCCCCUCAGUCGCAACACUCACACAGGCGGUCCGCGGUAGAAAUCACCUGGCUGUCUCACACUCUCACUACAUAUACUGCACUCUGAUCGUGUUGUGGCUGUUUUUGUCUCUUCUGCGAGCGUGUCUUUUACAUUCUCUCUUUCCACUCAACUGCACUAACCUCCUGAUCUGUCCACUCGUUCUGUGAACUACUCGCAAGUAUGGGCUUCGACACUGCUUUGACCAGGGCGCUGGGGAUCCGAGUCCCCGUCGUCCAGGGUGGUAUGCAAUGGGUCGGAUACGCUGAGCUCGCCGCCGCCGUCAGCAACGCUGGUGGUCUUGGAAUCCUCACUGCCCUCACCCAGCCGACUCCCGAAGACCUGCGCAAGGAAAUCCGCCGAUGCCGUGGCAUGACCAAGAACCCCUUCGGUGUGAACCUGACGCUCCUCCCCGCCCUCGUGCCACCUGACUAUGGCGCCUACGCCCAGGUAAUCAUCGACGAGGGCAUCAAGAUCGUUGAGACCGCAGGAAACAACCCGGGCCCUGUCAUCAAGCAGCUCAAGGCCGCCGGCGUCACUAUCCUCCACAAGUGCACGACUAUCCGACACGCCAAGUCAGCUGUCAAGCUGGGAGUUGACUUCCUUUCGAUCGAUGGCUUCGAGUGUGCAGGCCACGUUGGCGAGCACGAUAUCACAAACUUCAUCCUCCUGAACCGCGCGCGUCAGGAUCUAGGCGGCGUGCCGUUCAUCGCGUCCGGUGGGUUCGCCGACGGGUACGGACUCGGUGCGGCGCUGGCGUUGGGCGCCGAGGGUAUCAACAUGGGAACGCGGUUUAUGUCUACGGUUGAGGCGCCGAUUCACCAGAAGGUGAAGGAGGCCAUCGUGAAUGCGGAAGAGACAGAUACUGCUCUUGUGAUGAGACGGUGGACGAACACCACGCGGUUGUUCUCCAACGAGGUGACGAAGCAGGCGCUCAAGGUCGAGAAGGAGAGCAAGUCUGGAGAGUUUGCCGAUAUUGCGCCAUAUGUUAGCGGGAAGCGCGGAAGGGAGGUCUUCCUGAAUGGUGAUAUUAACUUUGGUGUGUGGACGGCUGGCCAGGUUAUUGGUGUUAUCCAUGAUAUCCCUACCUGCAAAGAUCUUCUGGAUCGCAUCGAGAGGGAGGCAGCAGAGACGCUGAGCAGGUCACAGUCGUUGUACAAGGCAACGCCGCAAAGCAAGCUCUAGAUGGCUGGGUUUUUUUUGUUUAAUUAGUUUCUUUUGUAGAGCUAGAACCGCAUACAACUUGAUGCAAUAUUAUGUGAAUAUUGACGAGGG
Messenger RNA from Aspergillus versicolor CBS 583.65, 1433 nucleotides. RefSeq names its product NAD(P)H-dependent flavin oxidoreductase. Gene Ontology annotation, molecular function: nitronate monooxygenase activity. The coding region runs from base 342 to 1343 and encodes 333 amino acids. Lineage: Eukaryota; Fungi; Ascomycota; Eurotiomycetes; Eurotiales; Aspergillaceae. The transcript has 4 exons. The record is from RefSeq and is a predicted model, not a curated record.